AUGGCUCCGUUAGUGAGACGCAGGCUUACCCCGGUCAAUUACGCCAGGGAACUGAUAAAUGCUAUACUAGCUAUCAGACAGCAGAAGCAGAUUCCAAAUUUUGAGCGUAUCUCACGCUUCCUGCAGCGCAGCGCAGAGCUGACACCACGCAAAUGUAAAGAACACUUGAACAAUGCUGUCAGUGAUGGGCUGAUUGUUGAGUAUACUGCUGUGGGCGUGAAAGGCCAGCGCACUGGCUUGGAACAAGAGGGGUACCGGGUACCUCAGUCCGGAGAAUUGAUGCUUGAGGAUUAUGGACAUGACUGGUACUGUUUUGAAUGUCAUGGUCCUGGGGAAGUAUGUGAAUGCAGUAGUUGCUUCCGUGUCUACCAUCCAGGCUGCACAAGGGAGGACACCUCUAGCGAGACCUUUACGUGUGGUGUUUGUAAGGAGAAAGAGGCUAGCAGACAAAAGACGAAGAUGAAGAAAAAAAUGUUGAACACCCUUCUGAGCUACACCAUUUUGCGCCUUAAAGAAAAGACAAGAGAACUUCAGAAGAUUGGACCCAAGGCCACUGCUGAUGAUUUUAAACGAUUUGUAUAUAGAAAGAUGGACUUACAUAAGAUGGAGCAGAAGGUGCAAGCUUCACGAUACAGAAGUUUGGAAGAAUUUCACGCUGAUGCCUGUACAAUUCUCCAUAAUUGUACACUUCUCUUUGGAGAGGAGAAGGCAGGUUUGACUGAGCUAGCUGUUGUUAUGGUGAGAGAUUGUCGAUAUGAUUUAGAUGAGAUUGAACUCUGCGCAAACUGUUAUUAUAUGUCAAAUGCCAAGCCUGAAGACUGGUUCUCUCAGCCUUGUAAUCCACCUCAUGAUAUUGUAUAUGCAAAACAAAAAGGCUACAGCUACUGGCCUGCAAAGGUUGUGAAAGAUUUGGGUGGGAAAUUUGAUGUCCGUUUCUUUGGAGGUUGGCACCAAAGAGCUGUGAUACCAGCUGAAUAUAUCAAGCCUAUCACUACUGAUCUCAAGACUAUGAGCAUAAAGAAGACAGGAGGUUUCCAAAAGUCUAUGAAGGAACUUCAGAGAUACCAGGAGAUUUUGGAGGAAAGGCGACAAGACCUAGAGGCGGCUGAUGCUGAAAAGGAGAAUGAAGAGGAAGAGGAGGAGGAGGAUGAAGAUGAAGAAGAGUUUGAUGAAGAUGAUGAUGAUGAAGAGUUUAAGGAAAAGGAGCCAAGUGAUAAUGAUGAACAUGAGGAAGACAGUUUCAAGGAAGGAGAUGUGACAUUUGAUGAAGAUUUGGAUUUAAAGAAAGUAGAAACACCAAAGAAGCCAGUUAUUAAAAGAAAGGAUAGCCUUCAGAGUGGAAGUAAAAGAGCAGUGAAAAAGCCAAGAGUGGAAGCUGACAGUGAAAAUGAAAUCGAAGACGAAGUUGAAAACCGAAAGGUUACAUCAACGAGUGUAGAAAAACAUGCUAAGAAAGGCUUGAAAAUUUCAUCGAAGACUAACAGCCAUGAUGAGUCCUACGCUGUUACGUCAAGUGUUGAUAAAGUUGGAAACAGCCUUAGUGUACCUACAGUCACCACAGCUGUACAGACAGCUGUCCUAGAGACAGAAAACAGCUCAACUCAGACAGAUCUAUUGGAAACAGAGUCUGUCCCAGACCAGUCACCACAAGAUACAGCCCAACAGCAGUUGAACGACAAGAUAUGGGAAGAUAGGAUGGCCACAGCAUUAGCUAACCUUACCAAGAGAUUAGAGGAAAAAUUUGAGGAGGACAAAAACAUAGCCUUGAAAGAGCUGUCCCAGCAGUUAGAAGAAGAUUUUGGCAAGGACAAGCAGCAGGCAGUUGAACGAACUAUUGCCAGCAUGAAGCAGGAGUUUGAAAAAGCCAGGAAAGCUGGAGAAGAUAAAGCCAAAGAGCAGUACAUGGAGGAGAUGAAGAAGCUGGCCGCAAAGCAUAAGGAAACAGUCUCGCAGGUCAAGAAAAAACAAUGGUGUCAAUAUUGUGAAGAGGAGGCUAUGUACCACUGCUGCUGGAAUACAUCAUACUGCAGUGUCAAAUGCCAGCAGGAGCAUUGGCACAAGGAACACAAGCGAGUCUGCAGACGCAAGAGAACAUGA
Messenger RNA from Candidula unifasciata, 2097 nucleotides. The record is from the annotation of a GenBank genome assembly. NCBI's taxonomy places the organism in Eukaryota, Metazoa, Mollusca, Gastropoda, Stylommatophora, Geomitridae.